CAGCGUCCUUACCCAGAAAAUGAAGAACACCUCAUUGGAAAACUACUUUUCGAAAAAUCUAGUAUAAAAGAAUAUAAAGAAAUAAUGUAUAAAAUUUGGAAAAUAAGAGAACAUAAAGUAAAAAAAAAAAUAAUAAUAUGAUAAUUAAUCACAGCUACAGACCCAGACAAAACUCAAACUAGAACACACCAGGUAGUGCCGAUAUCCAAGCUACACUUCCGAAAAAGAACUGAAUUGAACUGAGUUAACACGUCAGAAGCACCUCUAGCCAAUGACAGCUGGCAGGAAAAAAGGACAACAUAUUACUAGUAUAAUAGAAAGAAAAACUGCUUCAUAAAAUAAAGUGCCGACUUUACAUGUAUUACUACAACUGUGAUAAUAUUCAACACCAUAAGCCAGCUAGACAGGAGGAAAAGCUACAGCAUGAGCGGAAUAAUGAAAAAUAAAAGGUGAUAUUAUAUUGUGUAAUAGCGUGGUGGAGGGAGGACUUAAAAAAAAAGAGAAUGGAAUUAGUUUCUCAAUGUGCAUUUAUCACUACAGGUGCGCUGAUCUAACAACACAGCUGGACAAGAGGAAAAGUGUCGUGGGAGCGGAAUGAUGAAGGAUAAGGGGUGGAUAUAGGGGGCAGCGGGAGGACUGAAGUGAAGGGAAAGGGAGGGUGGCUAAGCUGGCUAACUUCUCUAGCAUCUACACACAUCCCUACAACUGUGCCACUCAUUCUUUCUAACACUGAAAAACCAGCGUGACAGCGGCAUAGUAAAGGGUGGCGGUGAAUAUAAGAGUAUGGAGCAGCGGGAGGGGAGAGGGAGGGGGCGACGGGCGCGCCUCCUCGCGGGGAACAACCUUCAUAGCUGCUCCUGUUACUGAAGUGAAGUGGUCACGUAGCGCCUCUCCUCCCCUCCCUGUGAAGCCUUUAGGACGUGCAGGACCCCCGGCAAUAAGGAAUCAGCGGUGUGCAAGCAGGACAGGGCGGCGUGCAAGCUGUGCAGGUCAGAGGAAGACAAAAGAAGAGGAGGAGGAGGACUUUUGGGAACCUGCCUGGCGAGGUGUGGCAGAGUGGGUAGGCUGUGGAUCACGUGACACAGCAGGGCAACACAGCACCACACGUUCCUCUCGUCCUUUUCAUCACCAAGGCCGUGAGGUGGCUGACUAAUGAGGCUCCCAAUGCUUGCAGGACAGUAAUAAUUAACACAAGCACCCAAGUGACUCGUCCUCGCCGCUCCCUGACGCAGGACACGCGCUCAGGCUCCAGAAUUAUUGUACAAAACGGUUCAGUGCAUCCCUCAGCAUUUUUCCCUCCCUGGUAACCUUUCCUCACCCCUGUACCCCCUCCUUUACCUACCUGUACGCACCCCCCUUCCCCGAGACACUGGCGCACCCCGUGGCAGACUGCGUGGCCAUGGAGGUCAUCCUGCCGCCCGGCAACAUGGGCGGCUGGGACCAGCACCACCAUCACCAGCCACAACAACCGCCGUUGCCGCCACCACCACAACGACAACCACAGCCACAGCCACAGCCACAGCCGCAACAGCAGCCACAGCAACAGCAACAGCAGCAGCAGCAGCAGCAGCAGCAACAACAGCAGCAGCAACAGCAGCAGCAGCAACAGCAACAGCAGCAACAGCAGCAGCAGCAUUCACCUCCGCAGCCGGAGCAGGACCAGUCUCGUGCUGUGCUGGGGGCGGGAAUCCUGCACUGUGACUACUGUGGGGAGGAGCUAUACAGCCACGUGGUGCACGCCUGCAGGAAGGCCUUCAAGUGUGCCGAGUGUGGCAAGGGCUUCAGCCACAAGAGUGCUCUCACCAAGCAUGAGUUCACCCACACAGGCAUCAAGAACUUCCAGUGCCUGGAAUGCGGGGAAAGAUUCGCCCAGAAGAGCAACCUGGUGCGUCACGGUCUCACCCACAACACCAACAGGCGGUUCGAGUGCAUCGAGUGCGGCGACAAGUUCACCCAGAAGAGCAACCUGACGCGGCACAAGCUGACGCACUCCAGCGUCAAGAACUUCCAGUGCCAGCAGUGUGGGGAGCGCUUCACCCAGAAGAGUAACCUGACCAGACACGCACUCACACACUCCACCUUCAAGAGAUUCCACUGCCAGGAGUGUGGGGAAAAGUUUACGCAGAAGAGCAACCUCAACAGACACAUGCUGACCCACAACAGCGUCAAGAACUUUGAGUGUGAGCAGUGCAGGGAGAGGUUCACCCAGAAGAGCAACCUGAACCGUCACCUGCUGACACACAGCAACAUAAAAAACUUCGAAUGCCUAGAGUGCGGGGAGCGGUUCGCCCAGAAGAGCAACCUCAACACGCACACCCUUGCCCACGCUGGGGUGAAGAAAUUUGAGUGCGAAGUGUGUGGCAAACUGUUCAGCCUGAAGCACAGCCUCACCAACCACGCCCUCAUUCAUACCGGUGCUAAGGAUUACCAGUGCGGAGUGUGUGAGAAGAGGUUCACCCUCAAGAGGUACCUCAGCAGACACAUGCAGACACAUAAACCUGAGAAAAAAGAAUGAAUGUCAACCGUGUGGGACCAGGUGCCGCAGCGGGAGGCCACCGCUCCGGCUGAGCACCCUGUCGCCCACACAAGUGACGCAAACCUUCAGCUCCUGGACUGGGGAAGUUUUUGGGGGAAUUUUGAAUACAACUUCAAUCACACCGGGUAAGAAUGGCAGUGUGUGGACGGGGAGAGGCGCUGCACGGCCAAGACCCUCGCUGCACGCACUUGCCACUCGUCUGUGUACCUCUGUUGUGCGCUCCCUCCUGUCACGCUGUGGUGCCGGUACUUGGGGCCCACAGCUUAAUGGGAAAGGGCACAACACAACAAGCAGCACGGUCUCUCGCACUACCACCACCACCACCAUCAUUGCUAUUCACUUGAGUAUUCCAUGUUGAUAGUUAAUAAAGCCCUAAUAAUUAUCAGCGUCAGAACUGUUUGCACUGAGGCAACUGGAGACAACCAAUUCACCAACAGUAGUCACUCCCCACGUACAAUUUCAAUUUGUGAAGUGUAGAGAAGGUUUAUACACAAGUAGCAUCAUAGGGACCUGUAAAUGCUGUCUUGUUUUUCUAAUAACCUGUACCUUCCCCAAAUUCCCUCUUAAGACACACAUAGUUUCCAGUUCCCCGACAGAGUAUUUAUAGAGGUGAGUGUGUGAGGUGCAGAGGACAGGCCGUGUUGGUGUGGCUGCUACGUGUGUUUAGAAUAAUGUUACGGUGUGAUUGAUUUGUUUGUUGCACUCCUGUCGUCACUGCAAGACCACAAUAACCUAGCCUAACUACCCUUCUCCUGGUGGUUCCACCCGACCACUCCUAUCAGUUUGGUUCCCUUAUUGGUGAACCUUAUUGGUGUUUGAAUUUGGUUACUUUAUUUUAUGGCUCUAUGUUGAUGCUAGAUAGAUGAUACAUACUUGUGAUAGAUUGAUACUGGCAAAAAUGUGUCGUUGUGUGUGUCUGUGUGUGUUUGUGUCUAAUUGUAUCAUUACUUACAUUUAAAUUAUUACUCAAGCUCUCUUUAUUUACACACAUGCACACACAUACACACACACGCACACAUUACAAAGUUAAUCAUAGUUAUUUUGCUGCGAUUGAUGUCUUUGCAGCAGUUUGAAGCAUUGGACUUAAUCUACCUAAACUGGAGUAGGUAUGGGUGAAAGGAAGGGUGGAAUGUAAAACCAAUGCAAUGAUAUACUCUGACUUACUUACGAGGGCAGGUCAAAGCUUGUGGUCUUGUGUGACGCCAGGAGUGUAGUUCAUAGUUCAACCCAACAGAUGAAAAGAUUUGUUAAGACUUAUUAUUGGGAAGUGGUGGAGGAGCCAUGGCUUGAUAAAUGGACUAAUUCUCACAUGAAGGGAAUCACACCAGUUUCUCAGGUGAUGUCUCCUCCAUUGCCUUCCCACACUUGUCACUUAUCACACAUUACUUUCAUCAACUUAUUCACGUUAUGAUGGAAAUUUGGUUGGUUUCAUUGCUUUAUUUAAUAUUUUCCUUAGUGCUUCCUCUUGACUGAAUAGCUGCAGUUGUCACAUUCACACAUUAUUACUUUCAUCAUCAUCACAUUCAUAGUUAUGGUGAAGUUGGUUUCUUUCUUUCGUUGCUUUAUUUAAUGUUUACUUCAUUGCGUUCAGUGGUGGUGGGAACAAGGGGGCAGGAAUGAAGUUCACUCCUCACAAGGCUUUAUGGUUCCUUCUCAAGAAACUGUAAAGCUAAACUAGUCUGGAAUAAACCGUCCCUGUGCCCUUGUUUCCACCGCCACUGGACCCCACGUGUCUAGACAGUGUUGCAAUGUUUAUUUGUCUGUGGAAAGCCAGACAUGUUAUUUAUGUUACCACGCCCUCGGAGAUCAGCUGUGGCAGCUCUUACGUUCCAUUCACCCGUGUGGCAGCGGUCCAAGAAGACCCCCGAGAGAUUCAAGGCCUGGGCCGAGCGUCCGUCUUGCACCUGUAAAUGUGUUGCACUCCACCGCACUGGUGGCCGAGGGCGUGUGUUGGAUUUAUACACUUCUGACUAGUUUACCCACAAGUAGGAGACAAAAGGUAGCUGGUUCCCGAGAAUGUAUAAUUUAUAAAGGAGUGAAUAGGUAGGAUGUGCAGCUCUGGCCAGAACUGAUGUCAGGACCUGAUCAGCUCUUCUUUCACUGGCUCAAGGUAAUGCUUCCUGUGUUCCUUUAGUUCCCCGCUGACUCAACACCGCAGCCCGUGACGUCACUUCUGGCCUCCACUGUGCGUGCAGUAAUGGUUACGUUAAGACUGUAAAGAGGUGAUACCCACCCCAUAUGAAUGUAGUACAUAUACUAAAGGGUUCAUUCCCUUUUAAGAAAAUAUAUAUAUAUUAUAGAGAUAAUAUUACAAAGAUGACCCCAGGGCAUGUCUGAUUAUACAUAUAAUUUAAAUAUAUUCCUUCCAGGUCAUAUUUGCCUCAUAAUCUUCAUAAAGUUAGUAUUUUAAGGAGGAGUUAUAACUUUUUAGAGUCUUUAUAAUUAAAAUAACAACACUUGAUUUUGUAAUUAAAAUAACAACACUUUUGAUGACAGUUUUGUCUCAUUCCGACUCACAACAACCAAGACACAACAAGACGGACUAACACGUCACCACUCGUUUGGACGCACUGCUGUCUCUCGUUGUGUGACGCUGCACUACAGUGUUAUUACAAACCGUUACCCUCACUAAGUUUUGACUCGUCAGUUGUGGCAUGGAAGGGACAAUGGAUGGACACUUUAUGUACACAGUGAGACUACAACACUUCUGUUUAGUGUGUGUGUGUGUGUGUGUGUGUGUGUGUGUGUGUGUGUGUGUGUGUGUAGACCAGCCCUGUUUUGAAUAUGAUACAAGUUAGACUAAGGGUUCCGUGGGGGAUUGGUGAAGUGUAUGUAUAAUAAUGGAGAUGCAUACCUAUGAUGUAUAGUGUAAAUAAAGGCAUUCUAGAAGUA
Molecule: messenger RNA, 5428 nt
Organism: Portunus trituberculatus (swimming crab)
Lineage: Eukaryota; Metazoa; Arthropoda; Malacostraca; Decapoda; Portunidae
Product: zinc finger protein OZF-like
Exons: 3
Coding region: 1400-2515 (371 amino acids)
Biological process (GO): regulation of transcription by RNA polymerase II
Molecular function (GO): DNA-binding transcription factor activity; RNA polymerase II cis-regulatory region sequence-specific DNA binding
Source: RefSeq, a predicted model, not a curated record